GUCCUACGCCAUUGCUGGCUGUGGACUGGGAACGAGGGGCCGGACAGUGAGUGCCCCAAGCAGGGCUCUCAGGUAACACUGCUCUCAAUAGGAUCCCUGUCUGUGAGCUGCACACGAUGGCUGAUGUUCUCAGACAGCAGCCUCUCAUGAAGGACCAGUACAGCCCAGACUCCUAUCCCUCCCCCCCAACAGCUACACAGCAUGCUGCAGGAGCUCGGGCUCCACACCAGGUCUUUGGGUGCUGCCCUCCAUCAAGUCUUUUCAUGUACUGAGAACCACCUAAGCUGCCCCUUUUUUCUGUCUCUGACAUCGCCCUAACCUUCCCCUCCCUGGGCCAAGCUUCUUAUUCCGACUGAGUACACCUCAGGCCACCAUGGCUCUCAGUGCUUCAAUUCCUAACGGCCGUAAUCACACACAUAUGGAGAUCCAGCUGGCUUCCAAAAGCAGGGUGAUAAACAACAAGCAUCCACAGAGCAAUAAUCAUAGAGAUAAUGUGGUCAAAGCUGAAGCCUCUUCAGGUCAGCCAAACCCCAUAAAGGCUUCAAGGACUCACAACGAGCUUCACAAGGAACUGCUACUGGCCCACAAGAGGGGUCUGGCGCUGAGCAGCAGGUCAGAACUCCAGCAGGUGCUGGAGAGGAGGAAGAGGGUGCAGAGUGAGCGCGAAGAGGAGGGACAGAGCAGGACUUCUCUGGAGGAUGUGCUGCUCCGACGUCAGCUGAAACAACUCGAGAGGGAGAAGGAACAGGAGGACAAGGUACAGCAGGAGUCCCAGUUGAUGGAGUUUGUCCGAGUCCGACAGAACCUAAGAAAGAUUCACUCUGCGAUCCAGAACAAGGCUGCAAACACCUGACGUGCUCCAGAAGAAUGCACACAAAUCAUCAAAUAAACUCCAGUCCAAGCUGAGCUCAUUCAUCAACCAGGUGCAUACUGAAAGACAAGAACUAGGAAUGGAUUCAAUACAGUUUUUUAAAGAAAG
Messenger RNA from Etheostoma spectabile (orangethroat darter), 979 nucleotides. RefSeq names its product protein FAM107B. Gene Ontology annotation, cellular component: stress fiber; neuron projection; synapse. Gene Ontology annotation, biological process: regulation of actin cytoskeleton organization; actin filament bundle assembly; actin filament polymerization. The record is from RefSeq and is a predicted model, not a curated record. Lineage: Eukaryota; Metazoa; Chordata; Actinopteri; Perciformes; Percidae.